AUGUCGCAAUCUCAAGCCUCUACUAUGCUAGCAUCUACCUCAAAAAGUGUACCUCUUUACCAAAACGUUGAUGGUAAAGCAAUGAGAGAAAACGCAAACUCAUUUCUCAUAAGAUAUGGAGGAAACUUCUCAUCUGAAAUCAUUGUAGGAGCAGAAGGUGUUUACAUCUACACUGCCGAUGGUAGAAAGAUACUAGAUUUUACUUCCGGACAAAUGAGUUGUCUCAUUGGCCAUGGACAUCCUGAAAUUGUUGAGGCAAUCACUGCACAUGCUGCAAAACUGGAUCAUUUACUCAGUGGCAUGCUAAGCCCGCCAGUGGUAGAACUCGCACAAAAGUUGACGUCUUUGACACCACCCGGACUUGAUCGUGCUAUGUUUCUCAAUACUGGAGCUGAGUCAAAUGAAGCUGCUAUCAAAAUGGCUAAAUUGUAUACUGGAAAGUAUGAGAUAGUUGGUUUGGGGGCGAGUUGGCAUGGAAUGACGGGAAGUGCGACUGCAUCAACCUACCACUCUGGGAGAACGGGUUAUGGCCCUUGCAUGCCAGGAAACCUCGUUCUACCAUCUCCAAACGCAUAUCGUUCGAUUUUCCGCCAUGCAGAUGGCUCAUAUGACUGGGAAACAGAGUUGAAUUAUGGGUGGAAUUUGAUCGAUCAACAAUCGACGGGGUCAUUAGCCGCAGUAAUUCUCGAACCUAUCCUCAGUUCCGGAGGUAUGCAUGUCUUGCCAAAAGGAUAUAUGAAAGCGAUGAAGAAACACUGCGAAAACCGCGGCAUGCUUCUUAUUGUCGACGAGGCACAAACGGCAAUUGGUAGAUGCGGUUCUAUGUUUGCAAUUGAGCACGAUGAAUGCACCCCCGAUAUUUUGACUCUCAGCAAGACAUUGGGCAAUGGACUUCCACUUGCAGCCGUUGUCACCUCGGCGGAAAUUGAAGAAAAUUGCUUCGAUCGCGGUUAUCUUUUCUACACAACUCAUGUAAAUGACCCGUUACCUGCUGCUGUGGGAGCCAAGGUUCUGGAUAUUGUAGUCCGAGAUAAUCUUGUCGAGCGCUCUCGCGUAGCAGGCUUGAAGUUGAACGCUGAGUUGAAAAUAUUACAGGAAAAGUAUGGUUGUAUUGGAGACGUUCGCGGUAGAGGUUUAAUGGCAGGAGUGGAAAUUGUAAAGGAUCGAGCUACUAAAGAGCCAGCGCCGGAACUGGGAGCAGCAUUGACAGAGAAACUAAGUGAACUCGGUUUAUCUGCAAAUCUAUCGACAAUGAAGUCGUUUGGUGGGGUGUUUCGUAUAGCUCCUCCUAUCACUAUUACUGAUGAAGAGUUGAUGGCUGGACUUAGAAUAUUUGAGGAGGCGUUGAGGAUUACUCCUGAUACAAUGCCGAUUGAUUAG
Molecule: messenger RNA, 1380 nt
Organism: Botrytis sinoallii
Lineage: Eukaryota; Fungi; Ascomycota; Leotiomycetes; Helotiales; Sclerotiniaceae
Exons: 2
Coding region: 1-1380 (459 amino acids)
Cellular component (GO): mitochondrion
Molecular function (GO): transaminase activity; pyridoxal phosphate binding
Source: RefSeq, a predicted model, not a curated record